AUGCGAUCUCGGCUUCUGAUCUCUGUUGGUCUCCUGCCCACAAUUCGGGAAUCCUCAGAGGAGAUAUUGUCCAGGGGGCCUGUGCAGGAACCCCCACCCUCCCCCAGUCUGGAUGACUACGUGAGAUCCAUCUGUCAACUGGCACAGCCCACUUCUGUACUGGAUGAGGCCCCAGCUUGGGGAAGACCCAGAAGAUGGCACCGAUCAGCCCAAGCUUGGAGGAAGGGCUGCCCUACCAUGUCUUCAGAGGAAAUCACCACCUGCUUCAGCAGCCAGUGGCCCCAACUGCCUGGGGCCAGCACUGCUGACCCCCUGGAUUGGCUCUUUGGGGGGUCCCAGGAAAAGCAGCCAAGUAGGAGGGACCUGCUGAGAAGGACUGGCCCCUCUGCUGACCCAUGUGGUCCGCACAGACAGAUGGACAUGGGCAAGCCCAGAAGCGGCCCCAGAAUUAGGUUCUGUGAUAUCAGGGCACCUGGGCACUCUUUGGUGGAACCAUCACAGCAUGGGCACCAGGCAGCUGGGCCCAACCCCAGCCACAAUGGCACUGCCCUCAGAACUCUCCAUUCGCACCUCCCAGUGAUUCAUGAACUCUGA
This is a messenger RNA of Orycteropus afer afer, 594 nucleotides long. RefSeq names its product DEPP1 autophagy regulator (gene DEPP1). Gene Ontology annotation, biological process: regulation of autophagy. NCBI's taxonomy places the organism in Eukaryota, Metazoa, Chordata, Mammalia, Tubulidentata, Orycteropodidae. Bases 1 to 594 code for a protein of 197 amino acids. The transcript has a single exon. The record is from RefSeq and is a predicted model, not a curated record. Gene Ontology annotation, cellular component: mitochondrion.